AAUUGGAUUUUACUCUGACCAAUGAAAACGACGUGUUUUAUGUUUCCAUAACCUCCCACUGAAAUUGUGAUAACACUGUUGUGAGUGUUGCGUGUUAUUUUUGUAAAUUUCAAUCUUCAAUUUUAGAAUUGUGAAAAAAUAAAAAAGGAGAGUGAAAUAAACGUUCAUAAGCCAUAACCGAUUCACGAACUUCUUUGAUGAAUAAGUAUAUUUAGUUAUCUCAGUUAUCUGGAAUUUUACUCAACAUUUUCUGAGUUGAUUUUCCACAGUAGACUGAUUUCCAGGUCUAGAAAGGAGAAUACGUACCUAUUAUUAAUUAGAAAUUUUGAGAACUGAAAAACUACUUGUAACUUGUACUACCUACUUUAGAAUUAGAUGACGAGAAAAAACAAAAUAAGUAAUGAGAAGGAAAUAUAAUAAGAGAGUGAGAAUACAAAUCAUUUUUUACCAUAUUAAGCCCUUCGGCAUUUUGAAAAGUCAAUUCAUUCUAAUCUAAUCGAUUUCUAGAUCAGAGUGAUCAUUCAUAUUUGUAAAAUGUACGUAUGUAGAUCAAAAUUUAUUCUUUUCAGACUGAAGAAUUAUCUGGAAAUUUUUGAAAUGAGUUGUAAUAUCGCGAGCAAGCUUUGCUAGUUGCUACAGUUAUCAAAUUAUCAAUUAUUUAUUUAUAAUAAAUGAAAUGACAUGAUUGCAUAGGUAGGUAGGUACUGCAUAGAAAAAUUACUCAUUAGUCAUUUGUAAUGAAUAAUAAUUGAAACAAUAAAUUAAUAUCACGCGAAAUAGCGAAAUUAGGCAGUUUGAAUCUAUUUUUAAUAAAAAUUGUAAGUAUGCUAUACUGACUAUAUCCUUUUGUGUGUGGGGAAUGCGUUUUCAUUGGUCGGAGUAAAAUCCAGUUUUGCGGCGGCUAACGAUUAGUAAAUUUUCUAAUUAUUGAUAAAGAAUUAGGUUCAAUUUUAUGGAUUUUAUGGAUUUUAUUCUGUUGUUUGAGUUUUAAGCGUUAAUUUAUUGUGUUGAAUUUUAAAUUUGUAUUAAUCACGAUGCCCAGACCAGUGGACGAGUUCCCAGAAGUCGACAGUGAUCACGAUGCUGAAGAUAGAAGAAUUAAAUCUAAACAGAAAAAGAGACGCAGCGUUGCGGUUGAAUCUACGUCUUAUCUCGAAGACUCGAUUAUCUCCGAUGAAAAUCUAUUCUCUUCGGAAUCUCAAAACCAAAGUUUUCAAAACGAUUCUCAAUUAGAUUACUCGGAUAAGAACGCUUCGCCGAAAAGCAGCGCUAAAAAAAAGAAAAAAACAAAAGACGAUGACGAAGAGCCAUCGAGCGAAGAAGAACGAUGGCUUCAUGCUAUAGAAGCUGGAAAACUCGAAGAAGUUGACGACGAAUUGAAGAAGAUUAAACCCAAAGAUCCCAAACUUAUGACUGCUCGACAGAGAGCUAUGUUGGAACGAAAAUCAGAUAGAGAUCCUUUUGCUGAACAACUGGUAUCCCUUCCUUCGGGUUAUCGUGAAAAAAUCGUCACCCCUGAAAUGUUGGAAGAAAAAGCCAAAAAGUUACAAAAAAGGAAGCAGUUAGCAGAUGAAAAACGUGAAAACGAUAAAAAAAAAACCAUGGAACGAUUGCUUAAAAAAUCAGAGAGUAAAAGUUUAAAGUUGAGUCAGAAAUUAAAAGGUCUUAGAAAAUCAGUUCCUCUAAUCAUUUAUACCAAUAGAGUGGAUUCGGUUACGAUAUCGAUGCCUCCUGAUGUUUCCAUUCCGUUAAAUUCUUCCCCUAGACCAGUGAAGCCUCCUGUAAUAUGCGGAGUGGAAAACUGUCGUCGAAUCAAGAAAUAUUCGUGUUCGAAAACUGGUGUACCUUUAUGCAGCUUUGAAUGUUAUAAAAAGAAUCUCAAACGAAAAGUACCUCGUGUAGUCAAAUGAAAAUUAAUCCCUAAGCUCAUUUUAAAUUACAUACUCGUAUCUGUGAUAUAUAAAAUAAUACGAUGAACGUACCUACUUACGAGUUCAUAAAAUUUUAUUUAUUAUUAAAAAAAUAAUCACAAUAAAUUAUUAAUUUUAAACAAAAAAAAAAAAUCAUGUUAUUGAGUUAAAUUUUAAAAUAAAUAACCGAUUCGGUUUCCACCUUGA
Messenger RNA from Planococcus citri (citrus mealybug), 2117 nucleotides. RefSeq names its product INO80 complex subunit B. Gene Ontology annotation, biological process: chromatin remodeling. Gene Ontology annotation, cellular component: Ino80 complex. Lineage: Eukaryota; Metazoa; Arthropoda; Insecta; Hemiptera; Pseudococcidae. The record is from RefSeq and is a predicted model, not a curated record. The coding region runs from base 1035 to 1910 and encodes 291 amino acids. The transcript is spliced from 6 exons.